This is a messenger RNA of Paramecium pentaurelia, 1267 nucleotides long. The record is from the annotation of a GenBank genome assembly. NCBI's taxonomy places the organism in Eukaryota, Ciliophora, Oligohymenophorea, Peniculida, Parameciidae.
AUGUUCUUUUUUUAUUUUUCAUCAUUAAUAUAUCUAUUAAUAGCAUAAGGAGAAGAAGAAUCUUUUGAUGAUAAUGACUUUUUAAGACCUCCACCUGAUGAUGAGGGAUCUUUGGCACAUCCAUUACAUAGAACUUAUUUAUAGGAUUCAUAUUGUAUGGAUGGAACAUAAGCAGCUGCAUAUGUUUUUGAAGGAAGCACUGAUGAUUUAAUUAUGUAUUUUUAUUCUGGAGGUAUCUGUAUUGAAGAUAGUACAAAAUUUCUAAAAUAUGGUGAUUAUGCAUAUAUUGAUAAUUGUACUUAUAGAAAUACAACAUUUUAUGGCACCAGUAAUGGAUAUCCAGAAGAAUUUAAUGCAAAUUAAGGUUUAAUGGGAAAUAAUAAAUAUUAGAAUGUGCAUCUUAGAAAAGCAUAUAAAAUGUUCUUAAUGUAUUGUGAUGGCAAUAUGUGGUAUUAACAAAUGAAUCCUUAAGUUUUUAAAGGAGCAUUAUUAUAAAUGAAGUUAAUUCCUAAAAGAAUCAUAUUAGCAGGAUCUGGUGUAGGAGGAUGGUAUUUAGUAAAUAAAUAUAAUGAAUUAAGAAGAGUUAUAAAAGAUUUAUAUUAAGAAGAAGAGGUUGAAAUAAGAAUACUUCUUGAUAGUGUUAUAUUUGAUAUUUCAAGAAAUAAAGAUAUUAUUGAUGCAUAUACUGAAGCAACAAAGAGAGCAGGUAUAACAAUGAAUGAUAUCUUCUCUUUUGAUGCUCUAAGAAAAGUUGAUAUUCCAACAUUUAUAGUACAUUCUCAAUAUGAUUGGUGGUAAUUAGAAAUUUGUGAUGGUUUUGAAUGUAUAGGUAAAAUACAUUUAGAUAAAUGUACUCCUAAAGAAAAGAAAUAGAUAGAAAAGAUUAGAUUAAAUAUUUUAUAAUAAUUAAAAGAUUUAAUGAAAUCAAAACCAGAUUGGGGAUUAUGGGCAAUAAGUUGUGUUUUUAAUGAAUUAGUUAUAUGGACUGAAUCAUGGAAUCAUCCAAAAUUCUAAAUUCCUAUGAUGAAAGGAGGAUUACUAUCUGAUAAAUUUUAAGAGUAUAUAUAUAUAAAUUAGAUUAUUUUUAGUUGGCUAGAAAAUAGAGUAGAUAAUAAUGUACAUUAUGAUGUUGUGUCAUGGCCAGAUAAUAAACCAUGUAGUAAUAUCUAUCAUAAUGGAAAGAUUGAUCCAUAAUUGGAUGAAAUGAUGAGGAAUUAUGAGAUUAAAGAAUCAAGGAGAAAAAGAGAAGAAAAAUAUGAUUUGUGAA